AUGUCGCAACCCAAUUAUCUGGACGAUCCGCCCUCCUACGACGCCUCUUCCACCAACGCAAAGCCUCGAGACCCUUCCCAGACUCCUAGCAACAGUACCAUCGGACCCACUAACCGCCUGCCCCGACCUCCUCCACUGCAACUUCCGGCGCUUCAACUCCUUCGCAACAAGCGUGUCCUUCUUGGUAGCCUGUCUCCUAGACGACGGCAGCUGCUUGCUCAGAUUGGCCUAACCAAUAUAGAAGUGGUCGGCUCGAACUUUGCGGAGAACAUUGAAGACCGGUCAUCGCCAUUCGAGUAUGUGCUGGCAACCGCGACCGCUAAAGCGAUGGCCGUAUACAAGCAGGAGGCGGACAACGACGAGAGGGGCGAGCCAGGACUGAUUAUCGCGGCCGACACGAUCGUGGUGCACGCCAACGGCGACAUCCUGGAGAAGCCGCGAAGCGAGGUCGAGCACAUCACGAUGCUAAAGAGCCUGCGCGAUUGCGGCUUCCAUAGAGUCUACACGGCGGUUGCGAUGAUGAUGCCGCUGGCAAGUGCGCGAGAUCCGGGAUACGCGCUGGAGACCGCAACGGAGGAGACGCUGGUGAAGUUUGAUCCGGAUGUGACGGACGAGCUGCUUCUGGCGUAUGUUCGGACCAGAGAGGGGGCUGAUAAAGCGGGAGGCUACGGUAUUCAGGGGACAGGUGCGAUCCUGGUGGAGAGAAUUGAGGGCAGCUUCGACAAUGUCGUGGGGCUGCCAUUACGGGCAACAUUGAAGCUGAUCGAGCAGGUGGUGGAGAAGGCAGAUGAUGAGGACAUGCUAGAUGGAGAGGGAGAUCUAGAUGAGGCCGAAUAG
This is a messenger RNA of Cyphellophora europaea CBS 101466, 837 nucleotides long. RefSeq names its product septum formation protein Maf. Gene Ontology annotation, molecular function: nucleoside triphosphate diphosphatase activity. NCBI's taxonomy places the organism in Eukaryota, Fungi, Ascomycota, Eurotiomycetes, Chaetothyriales, Cyphellophoraceae. The transcript has a single exon. Bases 1 to 837 code for a protein of 278 amino acids. The record is from RefSeq and is a predicted model, not a curated record.